Messenger RNA from Brugia malayi, 378 nucleotides. RefSeq lists its product as hypothetical. Gene Ontology annotation, cellular component: cell surface. Bases 1 to 378 code for a protein of 125 amino acids. Lineage: Eukaryota; Metazoa; Nematoda; Chromadorea; Rhabditida; Onchocercidae. The record is from RefSeq and is a predicted model, not a curated record. The transcript is spliced from 2 exons.
AUGUUGCAUGUUUUAUUACUAUUUCUUUUCAAUUUCCCCGGUAUAUUUGGUGCGCUUGGUGGCUUAAUCGGUCGAACGCAAAGUGCGGGUAUUGAAGGUACCCUUAUGUGUGAUGGAAAACCACUUGGUGGUGUUCUUAUCAAAUUAUAUGAUGAUGAUAGAGGUACUGAUACAGACGAUCUAAUGGCAAAAGGUAGGACAGAUAGUAAAGGUCAUUUUCGUAUUUCGGGUUAUACCAAUGAAGUGUCAACAAUUGAUCCGAAACUUAACAUUUAUCAUGAUUGUAACGAUAAUUGGAUUGUAAUAGUUUCAUUUAUUUUUAAAUUUUUUUUUAUAUUUUUAGGUUUACCUCAAAUAUUUUCAAAAAAGCAGAAAUGA